Passer domesticus (house sparrow) is the source of this 3045-nucleotide messenger RNA. It is a transcript of the gene GRK2, whose product is annotated as G protein-coupled receptor kinase 2. The transcript has 21 exons. Gene Ontology annotation, biological process: regulation of the force of heart contraction; protein phosphorylation; desensitization of G protein-coupled receptor signaling pathway. The record is from RefSeq and is a predicted model, not a curated record. NCBI's taxonomy places the organism in Eukaryota, Metazoa, Chordata, Aves, Passeriformes, Passeridae. The coding region runs from base 284 to 2347 and encodes 687 amino acids. Gene Ontology annotation, molecular function: G protein-coupled receptor kinase activity; ATP binding; G protein-coupled receptor binding.
CCCCCCCGGGCGGGCGUGGCGGUGUCGCUGUCGCCGCCCAGCCCCGCUGUCCCCGCCCGCUCCGGUGCGGCCGCGCCCCGUUCCGCGCUGCGCUCCCGCCGCUCCGGGCGCCGCCGCCGCCGCGUCCCGGGGCCGCCGAGCCCCUCCCGGCCGCUCCCCGCUCCUCCGCCCGGCUGCUGUCCGGCCCCGUUCCGCUUCCGGGCGCGGUUCCGCUUCCGGGGCCGGCGGUCGGGUCGGGCCGGGGCCGGUGCGGCGCCGGCGGCGGGGCCGGCGGCGCGGCACGAUGGCGGACCUGGAGGCGGUGCUGGCGGACGUGAGUUACCUGAUGGCCAUGGAGAAGAGCCGCGCCGCGCCCGCCGCCCGCGCCAGCAAGAGGAUCGUCCUGCCCGAGCCCAGCAUCCGCAGCGUCAUGCAGAAGUACCUGGAGGACCGGGGGGAGGUGACAUUCGACAAGAUCUUCACGCAGAGGAUCGGCUACCUGCUUUUCCGGGAUUUUGCCUUCAACCAGGCCGAGGAGGCCAAGCCCCUGAUGGAAUUUUACGAGGAGAUCAAGAAGUACGAGAAGCUGGACUCGGAGGAGGAGCGAGCCGCCCGCAGCCGCCACAUCUUCGACCAUUACAUCAUGAAGGAGCUGCUGGCCUGCUCCCACCCCUUCUCCAAGAGCGCCACGGAGCACGUCCAGAGCCGCCUGAGCAAGAAGCAGGUGCCCCCAGAUCUCUUCCAGCCCUACAUUGAGGAGAUCUGCCAGAACCUGCGUGGGGGCAUCUUCCAGAAAUUCAUUGAGAGUGACAAGUUCACACGGUUCUGCCAGUGGAAGAACGUGGAGCUGAACAUCCAUCUCACCAUGAACGACUUCAGCGUGCACCGCAUCAUCGGCCGUGGCGGCUUCGGGGAGGUCUACGGCUGCCGGAAAGCGGACACGGGCAAAAUGUACGCCAUGAAGUGCUUGGACAAGAAACGCAUCAAGAUGAAGCAGGGCGAGACGCUGGCCCUCAAUGAGCGCAUCAUGUUGUCCCUCGUCAGCACUGGGGACUGCCCGUUCAUCGUGUGCAUGUCCUACGCCUUCCACACGCCCGACAAGCUCAGCUUCAUCCUCGACCUCAUGAACGGGGGGGACCUGCACUAUCACCUGUCCCAGCACGGCGUCUUCUCGGAGGCGGAGAUGCGGUUCUACGCGGCCGAGAUCAUCCUGGGCCUGGAGCACAUGCACAGCCGCUUUGUGGUGUACCGUGACCUCAAGCCAGCAAACAUCCUCCUGGAUGAGUUCGGCCACGUCCGCAUCUCCGACCUGGGCCUGGCCUGCGACUUCUCCAAGAAGAAGCCCCACGCCAGCGUGGGCACCCACGGGUACAUGGCGCCGGAGGUGCUGCAGAAGGGGGUGGCCUACGACAGCAGCGCCGACUGGUUCUCGCUGGGCUGCAUGCUCUUCAAGCUGCUCCGGGGGCACAGCCCGUUCCGGCAGCACAAGACGAAGGACAAGCACGAGAUUGACCGGAUGACCCUCACCAUGGCCGUGGAGCUGCCGGACUCCUUCUCCCCGGAGCUGCGCUCCCUGCUCGAGGGGCUGCUGCAGCGGGAUGUCAACCGGCGCCUGGGCUGCAUGGGGCGAGGGGCGCAGGAGGUGAAGGAAGAGCCCUUCUUCAAGGGCCUGGACUGGCAGAUGGUGUUCCUGCAGAAGUACCCGCCGCCCCUCGUCCCGCCCCGCGGCGAGGUGAACGCGGCCGACGCCUUCGACAUCGGCUCCUUUGACGAGGAGGACACCAAGGGCAUCAAGCUGCUGGAGAGCGACCAGGAGCUGUACCGCAACUUCCCGCUCACCAUCUCGGAGCGCUGGCAGCAGGAGGUCACCGAGACCGUCUUCGACGCCGUCAACGCCGACACCGACAAGCUGGAGGCCCGCAAGAAGGCCAAGAACAAGCAGCUGGGCCACGAGGAGGAGUACGCCAUGGGCAAGGACUGCAUCAUGCAUGGCUACAUGGCCAAGCUGGGCAACCCCUUCCUGACGCAGUGGCAGCGCCGCUACUUCUACCUCUUCCCCAACCGCCUGGAGUGGCGCGGGGAGGGCGAGUCGCCGUCCCUGCUCACCAUGGAGGAGAUCGACUCGGUGGAGGAGACGCAGGUGAAGGAGCGCAAGUGCAUCCUGCUGCGCAUCCGCGGGGGCAAGCAGUUCGUGCUGCAGUGCGACAGCGACCCCGAGCUGGUGCAGUGGCGGAAGGAGCUGCGGGACGCGCAGCGCCAGGCGCAGCAGCUGCUGCAGCGGGUGCCCCGCAUGCAGAACAAGCCGCGCUCGCCCGUGGUGGAGCUCAGCAAAGUGCCCUUCAUCCAGCGCUCCCCCAACGGGCUCUGACCCCUCCCCGCGCCCCCUUCCCCCUUCCCACCCCACCUCUAAUUUAUUGGGUUGGGUUCCCGCGUGUCCCCCGCUCUCCGUGUGCCCGGGGGCUGGGGGGGGACGCGCCCGGUGCCGGCGUCACCCGGGGGCGCGGCCUGGCACCUUCUCCCCGGUGUGCCCCCCGCUCCUCCAGGAAGUCUCCGGCUCAGAUGAAGGCAGCCCCCGUCCCUCCCGCCCGCUCCCCAGUGCCGUGUGUGCCAAAGGGGCCGGCGGGGUCCCCAGCCGGCAUGUCCCCCCUCCCUGCGUGGCUGUGACACCCCCUCGUGCGCGUGCGUGGCUGUGUGUGAGUGUGUGCCCAGGGGGACCCCCUGUAAAUACUGUGCCACGGGUCCCCUGCGCCCCCCGCUCUGCCCCUGCCCCUCCUGCCCCUCCCCAGGGCACCCCCAGCCCCCUGCCCUCCCUCCUGAGGAGAAAGGAGCAGGUGGGACCCCCUAAAAUCAGCCACGGGUGGGCACAGGGGUGCCCCCUGCCCCCCAGUCCCCGGCAGCAUCUGUAAAUAUUAGUCUCUGGUCGCUCUGCUCCCGGGGCCGGGGGGGCACCGGGCAGGGGGGGCACAGGGCAGGGCCGGGGCAGUGGCUGAGUGAGGUUUUCAUGAGCAGAGAUGUGAGAAUGCCAAAAAAAAAGAAGAGUUUUUAUAAUAAAAAGAUGGAAAAACA